Molecule: messenger RNA, 1654 nt
Organism: Amphimedon queenslandica
Lineage: Eukaryota; Metazoa; Porifera; Demospongiae; Haplosclerida; Niphatidae
Product: UDP-glucuronosyltransferase 3A2-like
Exons: 1
Coding region: 16-1584 (522 amino acids)
Molecular function (GO): UDP-glycosyltransferase activity
Source: RefSeq, a predicted model, not a curated record
GGUCAGCAGGAUAAAAUGGUAUGGUUAUUAAUUUCGUUGAUUUUUCUCUCUAUUUUUCUGAGGAUAUAUUGCUCUCCAUUAGAUGUACUGAUAGUCUCCACACCUUUUGUUGGUCAUUCUUUUAGAGUCUUAUCAAUUGGGGAGGAGUUAGCAAGAAAAGGUCAUAACGUUACGUUCAUGUCAUUGGAUAACUGGGUCAACAUGAGAAAUAAGGCGAUUGAAAGAGGAAUGAGUUAUUUGUCAGCAGGUAGACAUGAUGCUGAGGAAGGGGAAUGGCGAGAGUUUGUGUUGAAGAGAAUAGAAUUGUCUGCUCAGAGUCCUUUUACGCUACUAGCUGACUUUAAGCUAUUGACAGAGUCAAGGAAAUUGUUGAGUUUCGACGCCAUAGUGGAAUUCCUCAUUAGACAAGAUUUGAAGCAAUGGGAUGUGAUUGUCACCGAGAAAGAAUUACUACAAAGUGUUCCGUGUAUUGCAAAAAGUCAAGGGAUUCCUGUUGUUACUGUUACAAGCUAUUACUCUUAUAACACGGAAUCACCUCCCUGGCCGUUCCCUUCUUACCAAUCGGGUCAUUCAGAGAACUUAACAUUCAAAGGACGAUUUUUAAGUUUUUUAGUCACUGUCGGUCACAGGUUCUUGCAUGCAGUCUCACUAAAAAGGAUAAUCUCGGGUUCCUCAACGACUGAAAGACUAUGCUCUGAUAAUUUCAAGUAUCCCAUAGAAUCAGGAUGGGAAGUCCCAUUACUCGUCAGUACAGUACUUGGUCUUGAAUAUCCUCGAGUUCUCUCACCAAUGACUCAUUAUGUUGGACCGCUCCUCUCUCGACAUCUACUUAAUGCUUCACUUGAAUUUAACAGUCAUCUUUGGAAAUGGUUGGAAACUAAAAGUAAUAAAAGUGUCAUAUACAUUAGUAUGGGCUCACUGGUCUCCAUAAGCACUGAUCUUGCCCAUGCAUUCAUUGAUGGCAUCAAAGACACAAAUUAUUCUGUUGUAUGGUCUUUAAGUGACUUGAAUAAGAAUGUCAUUCCAAAUGUAGUGAAACUACAUCCUGAGAAAUAUCACAUCUCAUCCUGGAUACCUCAGUUAGCAUUGCUACAACAUAGCUCCAUAUUCUUGGCUAUACUCCAUGGAGGUGCCAAUGGUGUCCAUGAGGCUCUAUAUCAUGGGGUCCCUGGGAUCUUGAUACCAUUUGUUAAUGACCAGUUUGACUGGUCUGUGAGGGUUGAGGAUGCUGGUGUGGGCAUACAACUACUACCACAUCAAGUGACAUCCUCCUCCAUAAAGGAGAGCAUUCAAAGGAUUGAAUCUACAGAUGAGUAUCACAAGAAAGCAAGUCUACUGAGUGUACUGAUGAGGAGAGCAGGAGGUACAAAUGAAGCAGUUGAACUCAUUGAAUUUUAUGCCACUUAUGGAUAUGACCAUCUCAUACCAGCCCCUAUAAAAUACAAAUGGAAUUGGAUGGCAUAUUAUAAUAUUGAUGUGUACGCCAUUAUUAGUUGCUUUGUAUUAACAUCAAUGUGGAUCUUUAAAAAGUGUUGCUGUAAGUGUUGUUGUUGGUCAAUGAACAAAAAGUUAAAACAAAGUUAGCUGUAAUGAUUGUUAUUAUUUAGUCAUUCCAUUUAAUAUAUGGUUUACAUUCUCUUUUUCUAUCAUACAG